This is a messenger RNA of Adelges cooleyi (spruce gall adelgid), 3049 nucleotides long. RefSeq names its product protein Fe65 homolog. Gene Ontology annotation, molecular function: amyloid-beta binding; transcription factor binding. The record is from RefSeq and is a predicted model, not a curated record. Lineage: Eukaryota; Metazoa; Arthropoda; Insecta; Hemiptera; Adelgidae. The coding region runs from base 222 to 2330 and encodes 702 amino acids. Gene Ontology annotation, cellular component: cytoplasm; nucleus. Gene Ontology annotation, biological process: regulation of DNA-templated transcription. The transcript has 15 exons.
UUCUGCCAUUUUACCGAUGCGCUACUGGAAUUGACUAUCGGAUCGUAUAUAAUAAUUAAUCAUUUUCUCAAAUAGAUUAAAAUAAUAUCAGUGUUAAUAAAAUAAAAUCCAAUUUAUUUAUGUAAUUCGAAAUUGUAUGUGUUAUUCGUUUGCUUACACGAAUAAAUAUAUUUGUGCGAACAAGGAUACCCCGUUUUAUGGUCUGAAUUGACGUUUAUGGUAUGUUGUGUGGCGAAAUAAUUAGAUCUCCAAAUCGAAGCCCGUACGCUACAUUAUUAUCAUCUCUUUACCCGAUGAUGACCGCUACUGUCGCCGAGGAUGAUAAUUUACUUGAAAACGGGCGUUUGAGUUAUGAAAAUCCCAAUUAUCAUUUGGCAGGAAGAGGACAAAUAGCGCUUGAUGAUGCAUUAAAUUCAAAUUUGCCGUCUGCUACAGAUUCUCCAGCUGGGUUCAACAUAAAUAGUGAAUGCGUAUUGUACUCGGAUAUUUUGUGCCGUGAUUUGGAAAGUGUGUGCAAUAUUAAUACGGACAAUAUAAACAGAAAACGUUAUAAAUCACUGGAUCUAGGAUCGAUGGGCAUAGACGUGCUUGGACAAACGGGAACAACUUGGAAUAAAACAAUAAAUAGUAACAUGGCGAGAGACUUGAAUAUCUCCAACAAGCAUGAAACGACAAACGUUAGUAACCUAAAUCAUCAAAUGCAAGUGUCUUAUACAAAACCGGAUUUAAUUGAGGAAUCUGAACAAAUAAAAUACAAAGGAGGGAACAUUAAAGAGAAGCGCACACCUCCUAACACUCUUUCCUUAAACAAAAAAAAUGGAAUUUCUAAUAUAAAUAAAGGAAUACCGCACGUUCAAGGUGAACUAAACAAUGAUUUGUAUGCGGUUCCGGUAAAAAGUAACUCGUCUGAAUAUUCAGAAGAACAGUUACCAGCUGGCUGGGAAAAACACGAAGACAACGAUGGCCCCUAUUAUUGGCAUAUUAAAAGCGGAACAAUUCAAAGAGAAAUACCAGAAUACAGCGGUAAAAAUGAACCUAAAACUCCCUUGGUCAAGGACGCAGAAUCGGUGUUGAACAGUUUUCAAACUAGUAAUAGUGGAGGUUUAGUUAGUUCUGUGACUAGAAGUACAACGAGCUCAGCUCUUGAAAACUUAUGUUAUCAGAAAAAUAAAAAGGAGGAAAUGGCUUACAAACGAAGAAGUUAUCCGGCUCGCAUUGAAAAUGAAAAUAAAGGAAUAAGAUUUGCAGUGCGCUCUUUAGGGUGGGUUGAAAUAUGUGAAGAUGAUUUGACACCGGAAAGAAGUAGUAAAGCCGUUAAUAAAUGUAUUGUUGAUUUAUCUCUUGGACGUAAUGAUUUCAUCGACAAUGUUGGCCGUUGGGGAGACGGAAAAGAUUUGUUUAUGGAUUUGGAUGAAGGCGCCUUAAAAUUAAUUGAUCCCGAGAAUCUAACGGUGCUAAAUACACAGCCUAUUCACACGAUUAGAGUUUGGGGUGUUGGGCGAGAUAACGGCAGAGAUUUUGCAUAUGUGGCUCGUGAUAGAAUUACUCGUCGACACAUGUGUCAUGUAUUUAGAUGUGAUAUGCCUGCUCGUACAAUUGCAAAUACUCUUAGAGACAUUUGUAAGAAAAUCAUGAUAGAACGCAGUCUCCAGCAAAACAUAAUUAGACCUACAGACUUCAGUAGUGCUACUAAAAUGAAUCAACCAGUUAGGCCAACAAACCUUCCUUUAGAAUACCGUAGGCGUAAGACUAAUCGGGGAAACUACACUACGGCUAACAGUACUAUAGUACAACCAUUUCCAACUCCGAUGGAAGAACCCCGUAAAGUCAUACGAGCUACUUAUUUAGGCUCAACGGAAGUUUCAAAGGCAUCUGGAAUGGAUGUUUUAAAUGAUGCAAUUCAUACAUUAAAAAAUUCACAAACUUCAAUACCCCAAAUAGUCACAGUAGCAGUUGCACCUUCAAUGAUUACCAUUCAGCAAGAUACAGACGAUGGUGAUCAAAUUGUUGAAUGUCGAGUUAGGUACUUAUCCUUCUUGGGGAUCGGUCAAAAUAUAAAACAGUGUGCUUUUAUAAUGCAUACCACCCAAGACUUAUUCAUUGCCCACGUUUUCGAGUGUGAUCCAUCUGCCGGAACAUUAUGUAAAACUAUUGAAGCUGCUUGUAAAUUAAGAUACCAAAAAUGUUUGGAUGCACAUCCACAAGGUUUAAAUCCAAGUGUAACACUUAGUCACAACAUUAACGGUGGGUCAAAAAAAGGUAUAAGUUCAACGUUAAAGUCAUUAGUUGGUACUAUUACAGGCCGCAAAAUGAAAUUGACUCAAUCCUGAGAAGAAGUUUUCACGCUACAGGAGGAAUUGACAAAUUCUGAAGAGCGUGAAGUUAUACCACACAGACAUUUGCAGUCGCCACAUACAAUAAAGUAUUAUGCGCUUUCGACCAGCAUGCAAUCCUUAUUAUCACCGACUAUUGAUAACCGGACCUUAAACGAUCCUUACUAAGUUAAUAUCAAGAAAUAUAGUUGUAUAAGAAAUAAACAUAAUAUACUAAAUUAUAAGAAGUAUUCAUACAUACUAUAUAUAUUGCUAUCAUGUCUAAUACUAGAAUUUGAGUAAAUCAGUUCCAAAUUGUGUUUUAUCGGCUGAAUAAUUACUCCCAUCAAUACUGUGUAUACUUAACUUUAUAUAAUUACAACUAGGGCUUUUUGAGAACAUAAAUAUAGUGGUGGGAUAAAUGCUGUGUAUACUUUCACUUUCCUAUUAGUAUACACAUACAGAAAAAUGAGAGCUGAGUACACACAGCUUACACCACUGUAUAUACACUAUAUAAAAAAGUUUGAGCAAAUUUAAUUUUUUUUUUAAAUCAAAGAUAUGACAAUAACCUGAGUUACUAUGAAUACACUAUACUACAAUACAUUUAUAUCUUAUUACAUUUCAUCAUAUCACAUAUCAAGCUUGAAAUAAUAAUGUCACUAUUUAUUCAUUUAGUUUCUGCCAAGAUGUUAAUUCACAUUAAUGCUGUUUAACCUAUAAUUAAUUACUAUUAAUGG